Drosophila novamexicana is the source of this 2060-nucleotide messenger RNA. Its product is annotated as protein RFT1 homolog. The transcript is spliced from 4 exons. Gene Ontology annotation, biological process: dolichol-linked oligosaccharide biosynthetic process; glycolipid translocation. Lineage: Eukaryota; Metazoa; Arthropoda; Insecta; Diptera; Drosophilidae. The record is from RefSeq and is a predicted model, not a curated record. Gene Ontology annotation, cellular component: endoplasmic reticulum membrane. Bases 114 to 1799 code for a protein of 561 amino acids.
GAUUUUCGCGCACCUAGAUGGGCUUUUUGUUGUUAUUUUGUUGGCACUUGAUUUGAUUUUCUAUCUUGUGCGCUAUGAUAUAGCAGUUUAUGUCCAUAAAGUAACACCUUGUGAUGGCGCGCAAUGUGCUAGAGAGUAGCCUGUUGGGCGCUGGUUUCAGUAUCAUCUUUCAGAUACUGUGCCGCAUCCUAACGUUCGGCAUAAAUGCCUACAUUGUGCGCAAUGUAGGUCGCGAAGUGCUGGGCAUUAUGAAUGUACGCCUGCUGCUGCUCGAGAGCACGUUACUCUUCUUGUCGCGCGAGGCCAUCAACCGGGCGGCACUGAGUGCCAACUCUCAGCAGCGCGACAAGUGUUCUUGGGCGCAGUUAAUCAAUCAGAUGUGGCUUACAGUCCCCAUUUGCGCAGCUCUGUGCGCGCCGUGCCUCUAUAUCUGGCUGCACUGGCUCUCAGCGGUGGAUGCACCAUUCAGCGCACAAUACGAGUUCGCCUGCUACGCGGUGGCGCUAUCCUGCGUCCUCGAGCUAGUGGCCGAGUCGACGGUUUUUGUGGCCCAGGUCUUUUGCUUUGUCAAGCUGAAGAUUGUUGUUAACACGCUGCACAUACUGGUGCGUUCGGCUAUAUUUCUGUGGAUUGUCAUCGAUGACCGCAGCGCGGCUAUUAGCGCCUUUGCCAUAGCCCAACUGGCCAGCGCCACGACGAUUGUUCUAGGUCAGUUCGGAUUCUUUCUGUUCUAUAUUAAGAGCUUCAACGAAUUCAAGCUACACCAGCAGCAAGUACGCAAGAGUAAGGCGGUAAACGUUCUCAACUCCUGGCAGCGCUCACUUUUCGACCACAUGGAGGACUUUCCAUUCACAAAACUAUCGCAGCUGCUGCCGGGUGUAUUGAGCUCCUCAAAUGGAGGCGACCUUUUCAACAGAGAGCUACAAACGCUGACUCUCAGCUUUGUCAAGCAGGGCGUGCUCAAGCAGAUCCUAACCGAGGGCGAGAAGUAUGUUAUGUCCGUUUCGCCAGUGCUCAGUUUUGGCGAGCAGGCCACCUAUGAUGUGGUGAACAAUCUGGGCAGCAUGGCGGCUCGCUUUAUAUUCCGCCCAAUUGAGGACAGCGCCUAUUUCUACUUUACGCAAACCAUCGCACGUGACACACGUUUGGCCAAGCAGCCGCCGGAGCGCGUGCGUCAGGCGAGCAGUGUCUUGAACAAUCUGCUGCUGGGCGUCAGCUCCAUUGGCCUGCUGGUGUUCACCUUUGGCCAAAACUAUUCGCAUACAUUGCUGCUGCUGUACGGCGGCGAGGAUUUCGUUGCCGGCGGACUGCCCCAGCGUUUACUGCAGUGGCACUGCCUGGCCAUCUAUCUGCUGUCCGUGAAUGGCAUCAGCGAGGGCUACAUGUUUGCGACCAACACCAGUCGCGACAUUGAUAAGUACAAUUAUCUGAUGGCAAUCUUUUCAAUAAGUUUCCUCAUCUUGUCGUACAUUCUGACGGGCAUUUUCGGACCGGUCGGCUUCAUCUUUGCCAACUGCAUCAAUAUGCUGGGUCGCAUCCUCUACAGCACCAGGUACAUCUGGCACCAGUAUCAGCCACUGGGCCUAAAUCCUCUGCAAGGACUGUGGCCUGGCAAGCUAUUUGGUGGCACGCUGCUGCUGGCCGGCCUGAUUUGCUACAUGUAUCGGGAUGCGGUAUUCGGAACGCACAUGGGCGUUGGCUUGGCCGCAGGCAUUCUGUGCCUGCUAGCCUGGGCUCUGGCACACCGGGAACUGAUGCAUUUGGCCUGGAAGUACGGUCGUCGCAUCAAGAUCGAAUGAAGCCAAAGCUAAAUUAGUUUCUUUUCCUCUGUUGCUGAUGUUACUUGAGCUCUUCUUCCUGACCUGGGGCACUCCUUCGCUUCCAGUGACCACAAAUCGCACAUCAUGUUGGACAUACCGUCUAUUUAUACAUAUAUAUAUAUAUCUAGUUGAAAAUAAAUUAAAUUCUAGUUAAGUUAUUGUACGUUUAAAAUCAUUGAAUUGCCUUAUUAUAAUGCUUUUCGCAACAAAUUGUUAAAGACGCACAAAAGACAUCGAAAU